CGUCUGUGUUUGUGAGCUGGACUAAACCAGUGGGAAACAGCUCCUUCUAUAAAGUACAGUGGACAGGAACAAGUGGCUCUGUAAAUGUCUAUGAGACGUUUUAUGAUAUUCCUAACCUGACUGCUGGUGUCCAGUAUGAAAUAACUGUCACUGCAGUGGCUGGUGAUAAUUAUACUGAAGGACAGAGUGCUACUGUCACCAACUACACAAAGCCUGAAGUAGUCACGAGUCUCUCUGCUGUUAACGUCACAACAUCGUCUGUGUUUGUGAGCUGGACUAAACCAGUGGGAAACAGCUCCUUCUAUAAAGUACAGUGGACAGGAACAAGUGGCUCUGUAAAUGUCUAUGAGACGUUUUAUGAUAUUCCUAACCUGACUGCUGGUGUCCAGUAUGAAAUAACUGUCACUGCAGUGGCUGGUGAUAAUUAUACUGAAGGACAGAGUGCUACUGUCACCAACUACACAAAGCCUGAAGUAGUCACGAGUCUCUCUGCUGUUAACGUCACAACAUCGUCUGUGUUUGUGAGCUGGACUAAACCAGUGGGAAACAGCUCCUUCUAUAAAGUAAAGUGGACAGGUGGAGGAACAAGUGGCUCUGUAAAUGUCUAUGAGACGUUUUAUGAUAUUUCUAACCUGACUGCUGGUGGCCAGUAUGAAAUAACUGUCACUGCAGUGGCUGGUGAUAAUUAUACUGAAGGACAGAGUGCUACUGUCACCAACUACACAAAACCUGAAAAAGUGAAGAAUCUUAAUGUCAGUGAAAUCAGAACAUCCUCUAUAUUUCUGAACUGGACUGACCCACAGGGUCAAAGGUCUUUCUAUAGAGUAGAGUGGACAGGUGGAACAAUAGAAAUGAAUAUGACUGUGACUGAAACUAAAGUAAAUGUCACUGAGCUGACUCCUGGAGUGAGCUACACUUUCACUGUCACAGCAGUGGCUGGAGACGACAGAACAGAAAGUGACGUAGCAACACUUUCUCUAUACACAAAGCCUGAAGUAGUCACGAGUCUCUCUGCUGUUAACGUCACAACAUCGUCUGUGUUUGUGAGCUGGACUAAACCAGUGGGAAACAGCUCCUUCUAUAAAGUACAGUGGACAGGAACAAGUGGCUCUGUAAAUGUCUAUGAGACGUUUUAUGAUAUUCCUAACCUGACUGCUGGUGUCCAGUAUGAAAUAACUGUCACUGCAGUGGCUGGUGAUAAUUAUACUGAAGGACAGAGUGCUACUGUCACCAACUACACAAAACCUGCUGUGGUCAAGAAUCUUACUUUCACCAAUUUCACAACAACAUCUGUGACUAUAAAUUGGACUAAACCAGAUGGGGGUGUCGACUGGUACAUAAUCCGGUGGAACGGGGGACAGCCGGUCUCCAAUCGCACAAAUGAAACUUUCUUUACUAUUCCAGGCUUAACCCCUGGCACCCAGUACAACAUUACAGUGGCUGCUGCUUCUGUAAACCAGUCAAAUGAGGGAGAUAACAGCUAUAUAUCUACCUUCACAAAACCUGCUGUGGUCAAGAACCUUACUUUCACUGGUUUCACAACAACAUCUGUGACUAUAAAUUGGACUAAACCAGAUGGGGGUGUCGACUGGUACAUAAUCCGGUGGAACGGGGGACAACAGGUCUCCAGCCGCACAAAUGAAACUUUCUUUACUAUUCAAGGCUUAACCCCUGGCACCCAGUACAACAUUACAGUGGCUGCUGCUGCUGUACAGCAGUCAAAUGAGGGAGAUAACAGCUCUACAUCUACCUUCACAAAACCUGCUGUGGUCAAGAACCUUACUUUCACCAAUGUCACAACAACAUCUGUGACUAUAAGUUGGACUAAACCAGAUGGGGGUGUUGACUGGUACAUAAUCCGGUGGAACGGGGGACAACCGGUCUCCAAUCGCACAAAUGAAACUUUCUUUACUAUUCCAGGCUUAACCCCUGGCACCCCGUACAAGAUUACAGUGGCUGCUGCUGCUGUACAGCAGUCAAAUGUGGGAGAUAACAGCUCUAUAUCUACCUUCACAAGGCCUGAAAAGCCUGGGACCAUUAGUGUUACACAAGGAACCAACACCUUAAGCAUCAGCUGGAUUUUGCCUCAAGGAAACAUUAGUUAUUAUCAGGUCAAUAUAUCCAAUGAAAACUUUACAAACUCCAGUCAAACAGUGGCCACAACAACCAAUUUUACUUCUUUAAAACCCGGGAGACUCUAUAAUAUCACAGUGACUGCUUUUGCUGGAAUCUUCUGGAAUACAUCUGACCAGGUGUCAUUUGCCACUGUUCCCAAAGCUCCAGGGUCCAUCAUCUUCAGUAGCCGGAGCAACUCCUCACUCCAGCUGCAGUGGGCAACACCUGAUGAGAUGACCGGAGCUCCAGACAUCAUAUACAGUAUCACCUAUCAGGCUGUGGGUGGUCCCAGUCAAAACACAACUUCCACUCAAAAUAACACUUUGCUUUCACUUCUUGACUCUGGAACCAACUACACUGUAACAGUAAAAACUAUUGGACCUGGAAAUUUAAGCAGCACGGUUGUUCAGAAUUCUUCUUUUACCUUGCCAAACCCUGUGAGGAAUCUAAUAGUCAGCCCUGAAUCUACUAUUUCACUAAAUGUGAACUGGUUAAAUCCACUGGGGGUCAAAUCGUAUUACAUAUACUUAGUUGAGACUUACAAUGACACAGGAGGACUUAUUAACUCAACAAAUAUCCCCGAUAACAGCACUUCUGUAGUACUUCUGAAUCUGAACCCAGGAACUAACUACAGUGUCACAGUCAGAACAAAAGCUGCAGAAGGAAGUGAAUCUACGGUGGAAAAGGCAUUCAGUUACACAAUACCUGAAGCAGUCUCAAACAUUACAGCCGUAGGAACCACAACUAGCCUUUCAGUGAACUGGACACUGGUGACAGGGAAGGUCUCCAGUUACAGUGUUGUGCUAAAUAGUGCUGGACAGUUAGUGAACAGGACGGUAAACAAUCAAACUGCAAACACAGUCUUUGUGGACUUGACACCAGGAGUAAUUUACUGUGUGCAGUUGAUCACCAAAAGUGGACCUUAUGAGAGUAACAGUUCACCUGUCUGCAACGCAACUUUUCCCAACCCUCCUGGCUCCAUCACAGUGAAAUCUCAGACGGUUAAUUCCAUCAACUUCACCUGGGCCCUUCCACAGAACAUGAGGCACAACCAAUACAACUUUAGUGUCAUCACCACUAACAACACCUUUGUGACAAAAGACAACUGGUUCCUGCUGGGGAACCUCCCAUCUGGAAGCCCCUACAAUAUCUCUGUUGUUACUGUGGGUGUAAUGGGAUAUAAAAGUACAUCAGUGACAACAGUAAACUAUACCAGACCAUUUCCUGUAUCCAAUCUGACUCAGACAGAAAUAACUACAAAUGCAGUGACCUUGGUGUGGAAACAGCAGGAGAGCAAAUUAAGCUACUCUUAUUGGGUGCAGGUCACCAACGAGUCCAAUGUUACUGUAAACGAAUUAAAUGUGAAAAUAACAAACGCAACAAUCAUAAAUCUUCGUUCUGGGAGCAACUUCAACUUCACUGUCACUACACUGACAGCAGAUGGCACUCAGGCAGAUCCUGGGACAGUGUCUUACUUCACACGGCCAUAUGGUAUUACUGAGUUGAAGGCUGAAACCAUAAACACAACUGCUAUAAAUCUGAAUUGGACGAAGCCAGCUGAGUACAAGGAUGACUAUAAAUAUCGAGUUGCUACAUCAGGCUGUGCCUACAAAAACGACACUCUGAGACAAGAAACCAUACAGAUCUCAGGCCUCGACCCUGGGACCAACUGUACCUUCUGUGUUUCUGUCAUGGCAGCAAAUGGCAUUGAAGGACAAACAGUCUGCACCUCUCAGUACACCAAGCCCGAGACAGUACAGCCCACUAUCUCAGGUCAUUCGAAUAGUUCCAUCACCGUGACAUGGACGAAACCUAAAGGAAAUGUGGAGAGUUACAGUCUUUACCUAACACCUAAUACAACUAUUCAAUCCCUGAACAAUUUGACUGCAUCGUACCAGUUUGCAAACCUGUCAGCUGGACGGGCGUACAGCGUCAUUUUAACCACAAUAAGUGGACCCUUCAAUGCAUCGUCUGAACUCGUUACUAACGCCACUCUCCCUAACCCUCCUGGGCCGAUUAAGAACCUGAGUAAAACAACAAGUUCCAUUGAAACUCAAUGGACAGAGGCGCCUCUGAUGACUGGUGCAAAAUUCUACUACCUGCUGACUUACACAUCAUCCCAGCAAUCCAAAAAUAUCACUACCACAAACACCAGAUGGAACUUCUCUUCCCUGUCUUCUGGGACUUCCUACAACAUUUCUGCGACAACUGUGGGGGAACUGGGAUUUCAGAGUGAGACGGUUUACAUCUACAUGGUCACAACAAGACCACUGGCAGUGCAGGACCUCAUGGCCACUCCAGGAGAGACACACAUCAUAGUCAAUUGGAGCAAUCCUCCUGAAUACAAGAAAAGCUAUAAAUACUUUUUGUCCUGGAAUCAAACUAAAUCCCAAAUGCAGGACUUCACAGUUGCACAAACUGUGUAUAAUAUCACUGACUUGGAACCUGGUCAGUGCUAUAGCAUUAACGUCACCACAGAGACCUCUGAUGGAACACAGGGUACACAAGUAACGAUCACCAGAUGCACAAAUGCAAGCCCAGUGACAAUCUUAGUCUGUCAAGGUCCAAACGACAAUACUGCACAAAUCAUCUUGUCAUGUUCCACACCCCCUGGCCAACACACUGGCUUCCAGAUGAUUGUAAAUGGAAACAACAUCACUACCAGCUCCUGCAAUUAUACUAUUUCUGACCUUAACCACAAUACUAACUAUAAUGUGACUGUAAAAACUCUAAGCUAUGGAAAUCCCAGCAUUCCUGUGUAUCGCAUGUGCUCAACAGGCAUAGCUAUCACUACUAUUGCUGUUGCUGUAUCAGUAGCAGUUUUUUUCAUUCUCUUCAGUGUCCUCAUCGCCUUUAUUAUCUACUGGAAAAGGCUAGCCAAAAAAGAAUCACCAGACAUCCAGAUUCAAUCUUUAAGAGCCAAAGUAAGUGUGGCCGUGAGUGUGGAGGACUUUGAGGCUUAUUACAAGAAGCAGAGAGCAGACUCCAACUGUGGCUUUGCAGAAGAAUUUGAGGACCUGAAGGUUGUUGGCACAGCUCAGUCAAAGUUACAUGCACUGAAUGUGGAGAACAAGCCUAAGAAUCGCUACAACAAUGUGCUUCCAUAUGACUCUUCUAGGGUGAAACUUUCAAUUCUCCAUGGAAGUCCGUCUGAUGAUUACAUCAAUGCUAACUACAUGCCGGGUUACAACUCGAGGAAGGAAUUUAUUGCAGCUCAAGGUCCUUUACCCACCACGGUCAACGAUUUCUGGAGGAUGAUCUGGGAGAAGAAUGUGCAGACUCUGGUCAUGCUGACACGCUGUAAUGAACAGGGACGAGUAAAAUGUGAGCAAUAUUGGAGUUCUGGUACCAUGCGUUGUGACAACAUCAUUGUAACAUCAACCUCUGAAAUACCACUUGAAGACUGGACCAUCAGGGACUUUGACAUUAAAAAUGUGAAAACAGCAGAAACCCGAGCAGUUCGUCACUUCCACUUCACAGCUUGGCCAGAUCACGGGGUACCAGAAACCACAGAGCUCCUCAUCAGCUUCAGACAUUUAGUCAGAGAGCACAUGAACCAGUACUCACGACACUCUCCCACGGUGGUCCACUGCAGCGCUGGUGUGGGGCGCACAGGUACCUUCAUCGCCAUUGACCGACUGAUUUUCCAGAUUGAAAGAGAAAAUACAGUGGAUGUGUUCGGCAUUGUUCAUGACCUGCGCAUGCACCGACCACUUAUGGUGCAGACAGAGGACCAGUAUGUGUUCUUAAACCAGUGUGCUUUGGACAUCAUCCGGUCGAGAACGGGGACCAAUGUGGAUCUAAUCUACCAAAACACCGCGGCACUCUCAAUCUAUGAAAAUAUUGGCCCAAAAAAAGGGUCUCCCAAAAACGGAUACCACAACGCAUAGGCCCAGAAAUCCAUCAGUUCUUCCAUCUCUCUCUUCACUUUUAGAAAGAAACUGAGCAGAUAUCUGUGAAGGGGAGGCUGUGAGCACAUUUUCCUGGAUUUAUUUUUAUACAUUUUAGGCUUUUGAUAACAGUCAUCUAGCUUCCUGGAUUCAAAAUCUGAUUUUUUUUAUAUUUAUUUGUUAAGAUUUAUGAAUGUUGACAGUGGACGAAACUGCACAUAGAGCUGCAAUAAUGGAUUAUGUGUCUUGGACACUUUGCUAUAAUUGCUUAUUUUUGUAUUGCUAAGAUGUUUAUUAAAUUCUUCUUAAUACUGUAUAUGACUCACUGAUGAUUAGAUCUUUUUGCUCAGGUAGUGUGAUGGAUGGUGUACAGGUAUUUUUGAUCAAGAAAAACUUAUAAUAACCUUUGCCUUGUAUAAAACAAAUGCUGGUAUGAAUACUGUGUGCCUUUUAACAACCUGCUUCACCAAUAGGUGGCACUCUUAUGUCUUCAAAUAGAAAAGAGAAACGUCUUAAAUCCAGCCGUCUGUUUGUGCAUAUUUUAAGCCAAUAUGAACUCUGCAAUGUGUUUAAAUGAAGGAGCCUUUUGCACAUGUAUGCACUGUAUUGUAAAUAAUGCACUGGAUGCAUUUGUCGUCUACACUGUCUACUAUGGAGAUGUUUUUAUCAGUAGCAUUAAUAUUUUUGGCCAGUGCUUUGUAGACUGUUAGGAUUAUUUCUAUAUACAUACAAUAAUUUUAUGAUUACAAUUUUACUUGCCUCAAUAAAAAGCUCAGGAACUCAAUUAAACUGAACGUGUUCCCAGCAUCUAUGAUGUUUGUACUUUGACGAACUUAGUCCAUUGUUUUGUCCUUAUUUUCUACAUUGUGCAUUCCUCACAGAAACUGUAAUGUUAUGUCACUUCCUGCUACACAUCCGAUCCUUGUAUGGAAAUAUCCUGUGAUGUUAAAAUGGCAUCAAAGAGCAGGAUUUUCCAUGAGGCAGAUACUUUACUUUUUUUAAAGAUAAUUCAAUAAAAGAGUAAGCCUGUAGCUAUUUUUUAAAACUUAUUGUAUUUUUAUUUUAUCAUAGUGUAUUUAAAGCUAUUUUGAGCAUUUGGGUUUUAAGUGAAAAAUAUGUAUAAUAAUUACUAAGGUUUUAGGAUGUUUUAUAUGAUGCUUGCUGGUACAAUGUGAAAAUAUAUAAAGAAAAAGACAAGGAUUCAAAAUUUGUAUACAUUUUAACCUGUCAUAUGAAAUGGGAUUAAAAACUCUGCAACAUA
Messenger RNA from Oreochromis aureus, 7266 nucleotides. It is a transcript of the gene ptprjb.1, whose product is annotated as protein tyrosine phosphatase receptor type Jb, tandem duplicate 1. Lineage: Eukaryota; Metazoa; Chordata; Actinopteri; Cichliformes; Cichlidae. Gene Ontology annotation, molecular function: cadherin binding; protein tyrosine phosphatase activity. The transcript is spliced from 30 exons. The record is from RefSeq and is a predicted model, not a curated record. The coding region runs from base 852 to 6005 and encodes 1717 amino acids. Gene Ontology annotation, biological process: protein dephosphorylation; angiogenesis.